Messenger RNA from Linnemannia hyalina, 1893 nucleotides. Lineage: Eukaryota; Fungi; Mortierellomycota; Mortierellomycetes; Mortierellales; Mortierellaceae. The record is from the annotation of a GenBank genome assembly.
AUGACACCGAUUCCCCUGCAGAUUCUGAUGAUGAACAAGAAGAACAACAAGACGAAGAACAACAUGAAGAAGAAGAAUCAUUAUUGCCGCCAAGGCGUAAACGCAGGCGGACCCGCAAUCGAACGGUCCUACAACUCUGGCCGUCGACCCUCUCCCCUGAGUAACAAUAUUUUGGUGAUCUACGCAGGGGCCAGCAAUUGGUACAACAGCAAGAACAAGAUGGCAAACCCGACCUUUUACCUCACAAACCUCGAGACAUGGACGAACGCUCAAGACAUGGAUGUGGAGAGCUGGCUCGCAGAUGUAUACCAGGUUGCCGAUAUCACCCAACUUCCGUACCAGCGAGUAGUGAAGCUCAAGACGACUGGUAUGGCGAAAGGAUGGGUGGAGAGAUGGGCGUUGGAAUUCGCCACCGACGGCAGUAAGGAAAAGUUCUCCACUGACUUUCGAGCGGAGAUAGCCAGACCACGGACGACCGCCAGUACAUAUGCUGAGAUAAUGAGCAUCAAGCAGAAGACCGGAGAGUUGACAGACCGGUACAUUGCAAGGAUGAAGGCCAACAUCAAGCUGCUACAGUUGACGUCCAAACCUGAUGCUACCCUGUAUACGCUGACCGAUGACGCCGAGGCGACUUUCAGUAUUGCGUUCUGUCGAGGGUUGAUGCCUGGGCACCCCUUCAAGGUUAAGAACCGAGAUCCCGAGCCGACCCUAGCAGGGACCUACGCCGCACUUGCCAAGUAUUGCCGCCACAACCAAUAUGAGGAGGAGACUUACGAGGACAAGAUCCGCAAGGAAGCUGAGAGGCUCGCACCCAGGCAUACCACUGGAUCGAUCGAGAUUGCCGGUACCAAGAUCCCUGCCGCAGAGUUUCAAGCCUUCAGAAAGGACUUCGAGCCCGAAACGCUGACAGCAGAAGUUGAUGAGAUGGUCAAGAUGUUUGAGUCCUGGAGUUUGGCAUCGUUGGAAGACCAGACCUCAGCCGGGCGAGUCGCUCGCACAAUUGCUCGGCUUCCGGUAGCCGUUGCUCGCAAGGUAUUCGGCCACACUAGGUUCGCCCAGCACAUUCGAGGUGGUGCCAUCGAGAUGCCAGCCAGCCGCCAAGUCGUGCAACCCAGCGCUACUCCUGCUUCCACCGGGCCCAGAUUAUGCCAUAAGUGCCAGGCAGAAGGCCAUUACGCCAACGAAUGCCCUGCUGUUGAGUGUUAUCACUGCCAUGAAAGAGGACAUGUCGCCCGAGUUUGCCCCAACAAGUCCACCACCCCAGCGACAGGCCCCAACAGUAUCCCCGUAACCCAACAAAACUCGAUGAGAGUGCAGAGCAUCGAAAUCGACCACGCCUUGGCCGCGCAGAGGACGACACGCAGUAUGGGUGGGGUCGACCAAAAGCGGCGCCAAGAACGAUCGAACCUUCCAGUAGGACCCAAGGCCAAGAAAGAUAUGAGCCCGGCAAAAUCGAAAGUCGUUGAUAGAGCCAUGGAUUGGGAGGAAGAACCUGUGUCUGGAACCUUAAAUGACGCCGCAGGAAUUGGGCACAUUGAGAGCAGCGACAGAGGGCGGCGUGGACCUGUCGGAGUAGUCACGAUAGAGCCAGUGACAGAGGAGGCGAUUGGCGAGGAUGCCGUGAGGAAGAGAAGGCCCAAGCAGAAAGUUGAACCGGAUCCAGUCUUCGUAUCCAGUAUUGAGAACCUCACCUUUGACGUCGCCACUAUCUCGAAGCAUGGAGGCCGAAUGCCGUCGCAGCUCAAGGCAGCAGUCAGUCGCGUGUAUGGAGGCCUUUCAAGUCCAAAUUAUCAUAUGGUGUUUGUUACAUCUCUGCAGAUCUUGACGAUAUCCACCGCGUCCAUUAGAGGAGAAUGUAUAUAUGAUACCAAGCAUAUAAGACAACCAUUGUAA